AUGGCCACAACUUCUUCCAGCUCCAAAAGGCACCCAAUGUAUCGCGGAAUCCGGUGCCGUGGUGGCAAGUGGGUGUCUGAAAUCCGGGAGCCACGCAAAACCACUCGUAUUUGGCUUGGCACAUUCCCAAAGCCGGAGAUGGCAGCAGCCGCCUAUGAUGUGGCAGCCCUAGCCCUAAAAGGUGAUGAAGCAGUUCUUAAUUUCCCAAGUUCUGUGGGGACUUAUCCUGUGCCUGCUUCAGCAUCAUCCGUUGAUAUUCGUAAUGCAGCUACUGCUGCUGCUGCAUUAAAAGAAGCUGAACUAAGCUACAAUGAAGCAUUAGUUGACCAACAUAGAAAUGACCACCCCAUUGGGGCGUAUUUGGGAUCAAGUGGAGAAGAAUUUGUCGAUGAGGAGGCACUGUUUGAUAUGCCGAAUUUUCUGGUGGACAUGGCAGGAGGAAUGCUGCUUUCACCACCAAGAAUAACUUCGCCGCCAUCUGAUGGCUCACAGGGAACUUCGGAUGGUGAAAAUGCAAAUAGGUUGAUUGGUAGGAGAUUUACCGAUGCUUCAAUCCGAGAGAGUAUCUUUGAAGUGAAAUCCAUUGCUAGAGAAACCCAUCUUAGAGGUGAGGAUUUUGAUAAUAGAAUUGUGAACCACUUUGUUCAAGAAUUUGAGAAGAAGAAUAAAAAGGAUAUUAGUGGAAAUCCUGAGAGCACUUAG
Dovyalis caffra is the source of this 702-nucleotide messenger RNA. Lineage: Eukaryota; Viridiplantae; Streptophyta; Magnoliopsida; Malpighiales; Salicaceae. The record is from the annotation of a GenBank genome assembly.